AUGUCAGCCCACACCGAAUACCCCGUCCGUGUUGUUCCAGCCCGCAACAAGAAGAUGUUUUUGAAGCUGCCCUUCAACGACAACACCGUCGCCCAAGCCGUGAAGGAAGCCAAAGCCGACACCAAGGCGCUUAAAAAAGUCCGCAAGAUUCUGAAGGCGGCCAACACCAAGAAGGUCGAUGUGACCAAUCUUCAGCCACUUUUCGUGGUUGAAGACAAGAAGCGGCCUGAAAAAAGAAAGGCCGAGACUUGCGACCAAAAGGCCAGUACGAUGCCUUUUGAUCGUACCGUGCCAUCGGCCGAGAUCAAUUUUGAUGAAAUUGAUCUUGAUGAUCUGAAUGUGCCGUAUACCACGUUCACGGCCCCAAAACAAGUUGAAGAGUGCCAGAAGAACGAUGAAGUUGGCGGCAUUACCCUAGAUGAAGACGGCUACAUCAUUGAAGAAGAAGACGACUGGUCAGAAAUGGAUGCCAUAACAAAAGCGAUGAUUCAAGAAGACAAUAACUGCAUGAUGAUGCCACCACCAACAAAACGGCCAAAGAGGUACUUCGUCAAUGCUGUGAACAACAUGUUCGAUGCCUAUGACUUAACGUACGAGUUAGAAGACGUGGUCAGUGAAUUAACAGAAGCGCACGAAGACUUUGAAAUGAAGAAUGCGUUGGACAAGUAUAGCAUGCUGAAACAACGAAAAGAAGCCUUGUUUCUGAAAUGGCAACUGCCUAAAGGCUUUGGCUUAAAGAAGAAAAGGAGAUGA
Molecule: messenger RNA, 753 nt
Organism: Bursaphelenchus okinawaensis
Lineage: Eukaryota; Metazoa; Nematoda; Chromadorea; Rhabditida; Aphelenchoididae
Source: the annotation of a GenBank genome assembly